This is a messenger RNA of Scylla paramamosain (green mud crab), 6591 nucleotides long. It is a transcript of the gene Csp, whose product is annotated as dnaJ homolog subfamily C member 5-like. The transcript has 11 exons. The record is from RefSeq and is a predicted model, not a curated record. Lineage: Eukaryota; Metazoa; Arthropoda; Malacostraca; Decapoda; Portunidae. Gene Ontology annotation, biological process: regulation of neuromuscular synaptic transmission. The coding region runs from base 16 to 1008 and encodes 330 amino acids. Gene Ontology annotation, cellular component: type Is terminal bouton.
GAGGGAUUAAGGUGAAUGUUCCUCCUCACUCAAGCAUUGCCUGUACUGAGUGAGCAAUGGCGUUGUCUAUCAGUGGUGUGCCAUGAGACCAAACAAGAGGAUAACAGUGAAGUCAGGUUUAAAUAUAGUGACUACAGCCAGCGGUGUGUAUGGAGGAAGACCUACAAGUGUGAACUGAGGACCACGGGGGACUCCCUUUACGAAACCCUAGGGGUCCCCAAAGAUGCCACCACUGACCAGAUCAAGAAAACCUACCGGAAACUGGCUCUCAAGUACCAUCCAGACAAGAACCCCAACAAUCCAGAGGCAGCCGAGAAGUUCAAGGAGGUGAAUCAUGCCCAUGGAAUCCUCAGCGACACCACCAAGAGGAACAUUUAUGACAACUAUGGUUCACUGGGUCUGUACAUUGCCGAACAGUUUGGGGAGGAGAAUGUCAACACUUACUUCCUGGUUAAUUCUGGCUGGUGCAAGGCACUGUUCCUCUUCUGUGGCCUCAUCACUGGCUGCUACUUCUGCUGCUGUUGUUGCUGCUGCUUCAACUUCUGCUGCGGCAAAUGCAAACCAAGGCCUCCCGAUGAGACUGGAGAUUAUCACAACCUGAACCGCGAGCAGGCGGAAGGACCCAUCACCGACCAGCCAGGCCCUUCAGCCCCCAAGGAGGAAGUGAGCGAUGAGGAUCAGGAAGCAGCUAAGGCUGCAGGAGAGCCUGUAACUUCCCAGCCACCACCAUCCACCAACCCCUUCAGGAAGCAGGAGGAGUCUGGGCUAAUGAAUGACUCGCGAGCCUCCACUAAUCCCUUCAGGCAAGAGGAGAGGCCUUCCCAACCUCCUCGCAGCAAUCCCUUCAGGACUCCAGGAGGUGAGGGUGGCCCCGGGAUGAGUCAGCCAGUGUUUGCCAUGCCACCACCCUCCCAGGGCACCAACCCAUUCAGUGCAGGAGCCAAUGAGAGCACCUCCCUCAACACAGGUUCCCAGCCCACCUACACACCAGUUGCAGACGAGAAGUAGUUGAUUUUCUAGAGCAUUUAGGAGGUUUGGACAGCAUGUCGCAGAAUGCAUCUCCUAGUCACGGCCAGUAGAGGUCCGGACCCGCGUGGAGGAGGAGGAGGCGUUUCCAGUCUGUAGAAGAAGCUCCUCGCCUCCCUGCAUUCCCCCAGCUGGGCCCCUGUGAAAGAGAGAGAUCCCAGGGGCAGUGAUGCUGCACUCUUUACUUGAACGAAGAGAAUACAAGUGGUGUGUGUGUGUGUGUGUGUGUGUGUGUGUCUGUUUAGAAGUUCAUUGAAAAGGACAUUUAAUUCAUCAGUUUCAAGUGGUUUUUGACUCAUUAGAGAGAGUGAGAGAGAAAGAGAGAGAGAUUCAGGUAUAUAGUCUUAGCAUAUCAGUUAAACUUUGCUUUUUAUUUAAUCCAGUCAUCGUGUUCAUUCAGCAGUGCAGCAUAGAUGCCCAGCUUUCUAAUAUUACUUUUAUAAGCUGCUGGUAACAAGCGGCUGGUAGCUACCAUUACCUCUCCAGUAGCCACCUUGAGGUUGUGCUGGUAAUUAAUUGACCAGAAUAAGGGGUAUUACUACUACUACUGCUACUAUUAUUAUUAUUAUUAUUAUUGUUAUUAUUGUUAUUAUUAUUAUUAUUUGGUACUAGAACAGGAUUAUUUAUUUAUUUAUGCAUUUUAUUUAUUUAUUUAUUUUUAUUGAUUUUAUUUUUAUUUUAUUUAUUUUAUUUAUUUUAUUUAUUUUAUUUUUUUUUUUUCCCUCUCUCUUUUCUUUAUUUUUCACUUUUAUACUGAACAUGUUCCUCAUCUCAUUGGAAGUGUAGGUGUUAGAUGUCCUUUCUCUCUCCCUGCCUGCUGCCACCUCCUCUGUCUGCCACAGGUGUGCUGGGGAAGGGAAGGCUAGCUUGAGUGUGUCCUUAUUUCAAGUUCACAGUCUCAUUCAACACUUAGAGACAAGAUGUAGAUAUCAUAUCACACAUUUUGAUUAUUAUUCAUUAUUAUUAUUAUUAUUAUUAUUAUUAUUAUUAUUAUUAUUAUUAUUAUUAUUAUUGUCAUUGUUGCUAUUAUUAUUAUUAUUAUUAUUAUUAUUAUUAUUAUUAUUAUUAUUGGUAUGAUUUUGGUAAUGUCAAGUGAUUGCUGAAGUGUUAGUAGCCCCAGUCAUCAUUUUAUAUUCCUGUCUGUUAUUAACCAUUUCCUCUGGCACGUGAUUCUAGAAGUGUAGUGUUCAUUAUAGCAUGACAGUGUGCUCACAUGGUUAUAUAUAUAUAUAUCUGGUUCAGCAGUUUCAUUAUUUGUGCAAUCAAGACUGAAUGUGGCUUGCCAGUCUGUCCAUGAGUCAGCAAGUUAAUCUGCUGAGAUUGUUAUAAAGGCUUUGGUCAGAAGAGGAAGGAGCAUCAAGUAGCAUUUGUCAGGUAGAUUAUGGGGCUGGAUUCCCUCACUCACCCAGCAAGGCACUUUCAUUCAUCAGUGAAGUGAUUUUCCCCCACCACCUAUCACACAAUAUGAACUUAUUUUUGUAUCAUUCGACUGAAGCAUUUUUUUUUUUUUUUUUUUUUUGCUUGGCUUAUAUACAUACAUAUGACAAGUUAUUGUAUGGCAAUUUUUAGGUGUUGGUUAAAUUUAUCUAAAGACAGGGAUGAGUGAGAGAAUGAGAAAUUUAUUGGAUCUUGUUGAAGUGAGAGUAAGUGAGGGAUGUUGAGCUGUGACUUACAGAUGCCACACAUGCUCCUCCCUGUUCUCUGCAUUGAUUUACGAGGCAGUGGGAGAAAUAAAACCUGUCUGGCCUUCAAGUAGCAGUCACUGCAUCUAGUCUUGUGGUGAUAUUGCACCUGCCUGCACUGGGCAUUAGCUAGGCUGCCCCUCACAUCUCAAGGAGACCUCCCCCCAUCUAUGCUACCUGUGCCAGGAAAGGAGACAACAGGAGGAUGGUUACUAAUUGUUAACUCGUGUACCUGUGCCAAUAGGUUUCUUUUGUUUUGGGGACUUGUUCUCUGUAGCCAGUAAUUAUCCUCUCCCCGUGUGGGUGUGUGUGUGUGUGUGUUUGUGUCUCUCUCUUGCUCCAUAUUUAUCUCCUCUUGUGACCUUGUCUCUGUUCAUUUUCAAAGGUCAUGUGUUAUUUUUUUUUUUCACGUUUCUCUGUCUUCUUUGGUCUAAAAAGUGCUCCUUUGUUCUCUUGGGUCUCUUCCUCAACCUUAUUUAUUGCUCCAGAUAAGUUUAGAGCAGUGUGGUAAGGAUUUCUGUGUCUCAAAUUUGUAGAAAUCUGGGAUCCCAUUUUCGCAUGUACUUAUUUUAUUUAUGUUCUUUAUGUCUCCUCGUACUUGUUUUCUCAGUAGUGUGUAUUGUGUUUGAGUGGCAAGGGAAGUGGUUAUAAGCGUUAGUAUUCAUUCAGCUGCAAAGUGAGUAAAUGAGGCAAGUGCAAAUGAUUGUUGUUUAUAUAUUCAUGUUACUUCUCAUGUAUCAUUUAGUAUUUUUAUGUUAAUAACUUAAAGUAGGUGUUUUGAGGUAAUGUAGCGCAGAGUCCAGUAAGUCUUCAACGUGGUGCAUUUGUUAUCUAUCAUUCAUUGGUCAAGAAACUCCCCUGAAGAAAUUAAUCAAAGUGUAAAAUAUAGACAACCUCGCAGUGAAGCUUAUUAGCCAGAUUUAUUCCCAUAGACUUUAUUGUUUUGCGCCUCCUAUCCUUCCACUAAUCAGGCCUCAACUGCAUUCUCUAACAUUAGUGCAUCACCAGGCUUGCCAAUCACAGUUACCUCUUUUCAGGUCAUAGUCUGAGAAGUUUGCCUUUAAGAUAACUAGCCUUCCUUUUUUACUGUCAUUGCAUACUUCCAUUAAUUCAUUUAGCUGGCUUUUUCUCCUCAGAUGGCUAUUACUGUAUUUUGGUGUGAGUGUGACUGUGACGGCAGAUGUUAUCCUUCUCUCUGUGACUUAGUCCUCUAAACAGGAGGCAUUGAGUGUUACGAGUAAUAGUGGAUGUGGUUUGUCCAUGUAGAUGUGCUCAAUACCUCCACAUAGGGCAAAGGCAAACAUACACACACACAUAUACAGUUCAUAAACACAUACGUACGUACAUACAGUCAAGUGUACGAUUUCUCAAGCCUCUCAAGAUGUAAAUACUAUGUCUUCUUCUUACCGUCUCUGUCCUUUGUCGGUCUCUUUGCUCUCUGCCCCUCGUUAGACCUUAAGAUGAUCACGUGUCUGUCUAGAGAAGAGAUGCUACUCAGUUCCCUGCAACAUGUGGCUGCAGCUUGCUGGGACAUGUUAGACUGAGUGUUGAGUAGUGAUAAUAAUAUAAAGUUGCUACCCAUUUUAUGAUCAUUGUUGAGGUUAUUGAAUUGUUAAAUUUUUGGAAAGAGUAUUUAAAGAAGACUUCUCAAACAGGGCAAAUUAGGUCUGGAUGUAGUGGUAGUGGUGGUUCCUGAGAGACUUUAGCUGGCCGUGGAGUUAUGUCACAUUGACUUGCAGAUUGAGUUAGUGUUGGUUUUUCCUGUCUGCAUUCCUAGUUAUUGGUAUCAUGUUCAUAGCUCGGAUGUCUGUUGUUAUGAUGGUUACUGAUUGACAGAGCUUGCAUUAUGGUUGGUUUGAUAAAUACAUCACUGUAUGAAGAGGAGUGUAUUAGUUUUUCUCAUUUUUGUUUAUUUGAUGAGAAAUGUGUUGAUUGGAAAAAAUCUAUAAUGAAGAUAUUUUGUCAGUUAAGUGUUGACUCCUAUAGCCAUAGUGGAAGAUAGGCAUUAUGCAGUAAAUAUAUAGAGGUGACAGAUUCAUACAGCAGAAUAUAAUGUUUUGUUGAUAGGAGUGUAAGUCUUAGGUUCCAUCAUUCCAUCCCUGAGUCAUCCACCACACAGAGGGAUGACAGCAAAGGCAGGAGGGUGCUGGACUUUUAGCCUUUACUGGUACUGGUUGCUUAUUGUUCGUUCUUUCUCAUUCCACAGCAAUAUCCAUUUCCUUUAUGCUUCAUAUCAUGCUAUGAAUCGCAGCAUCAACGCCAAUAUACAGAUAACUCAUUAACCCUUUGUAAAACCAUCAGUACUGCUGGCUAAGUGUUCUCCCUUUAUUCAAUUAUGAUGCACCCUGUCAUCUGAGUCUUGAUGUGGCUUGGUGGGACAAAAUGCAAGCGUAUGGUGGAGUGAACAUGUCAGCUUUCCAGGAACACCCAUGAGUUUAGGAGUUUCACAUCCCAUCAAGUACCACCUUUAGGGCACCACAGCCUUCAUUGCCUUUUAUCGCUUGUGUGUGGAAUCUGCCAGAGAGGAAAACCUUGAUUAGAUAGUGUAGCAGGAGGCUUGAGCAAGGUCUUCAGAGCCCAUCCUAGAUAUCUGGUGCCUUGCAAUAGCUGACGCUGAAGUGUGAGUCUCAGAAGUGUAUGGGUGUUUAUUCUCAGCAGGAGCAUCAUUCCAGGAGAGGCAAAGAAUCUGUCAUAUCGUGUGGGUGCCAGUCAGGUCUCCAAGGGCAAGACUGUACCUAGCGCAGUGUUUCCCUCAUCCCUUAUGGUUGUACGUUACUAUGAUCCCCCUCCCCUGUUUAUCUUGCUCUUCUCAUCAUGUCCUGCACGUGUCUGCCAGUGAUAGAGUGAGAAAAAGAGUGUAUACAGAAUCUUACUUCUUGCAUGAUUGUUUAAUCAGAGAGGUCUAUUAGAGAAAAGGAGUUAUUUAUGAUGGCAAGGAUGUGUUAGUUGAUAAGAAAAGAGCAUACAUACAUACAUACAUACAUUCUAUCUCUCGCCCUUUUAUCUUGAUUCAAAAUUACCUUGUGUAUCCAUCCAAUAAAGCUACUUAUAAAUUUAUGAAAAAAUUAAAUUAUACCUUUCUCUAGCCCCAGUCAGGGUGUCGACAAAUUUUUUUGUUAUGUAAAUUUGCAUCAUUCAUCUGCAUAUUCAAUUGAGGCAUGGAAGGCUCACUCAUUGGGUCAUGUAUAUCAUAUUAGUAGGUAUAAGUUCAUGAAAAAUGUAUAGAGACUACAAUACUUUUAACGUUCAUAGAAGUGACUUCAUUCCCUCCCUCCUGAGCAAUAACUACAAAUGUAUCACCAUAAUGGGCACUGUUGUGUUGUCUCAGGCAGCGUCAGUCAUCACCCUUGCAUCACCAGACGUGUCUUUGUGGCUGCCAUCUCGGACCACAAAGAGUCAGCAGCAUUCCUAAGUUACUUGCAGCAUCUUCCAUGUCAGCCUUCCUAGCUCCCCAGACACCCUGACUAGUGAUCACAAGUUACCGCUCAUUCAGUCAGUUAUCAGGACAGUGUUUUAAGUUCUGUCAACACUUUUCUCUGCCACUCUGCACCUUGUACUGUGUCACUCAUGGGCUGCAGCAGGACAACACCCUGUCCCCGAAAAUCAACAUUAAAAUUUCAGGGGUCAUUUGCACCCAACUGAACUUGUGCCAUGAAUAAUAUAAAGUUGUAUAUUAGUGAAGAGAAAUUGUAAAUGCACUAAUUGUUUCAUGGUGUUGCCCUGCCCAGCCUUCCUCAUUUCGUGUCUUAAUAAUUAAUGGAGAAAUGUGAGAUACUUGAGACUGUAGAUCCUGUACAUAUUUAAAAAGAGUUACUGUUGAUCAUGGUGAUAACCUUAUGUGCAUGUACUGAGGCUGUAGAGUAUAAAAGUCCCAUUAUUUCAU